This is a messenger RNA of Schizophyllum commune H4-8, 579 nucleotides long. RefSeq lists its product as uncharacterized. Bases 1 to 579 code for a protein of 192 amino acids. The record is from RefSeq and is a predicted model, not a curated record. NCBI's taxonomy places the organism in Eukaryota, Fungi, Basidiomycota, Agaricomycetes, Agaricales, Schizophyllaceae. The transcript has a single exon.
AUGCCGACGCUGUCAGGACGCGAGUUUGAGCUCGCGCCAAUUUAUCAUUUGUUCGGGAGAGCCCCGGGGAUGAACGUCGCCGUGCAUGCUGCCCUGGGCGCUUAUUUCGUCGAGUCAAUGUAUUCGUCGAGUGCGGGCCUGGCUUCGUCGGGUGCGGGACCGAGGUUGCUAGGGGAGGGAAGGGCAAGGGAGAGGGUAGAGGAUGUUGGAGGAGGGAGGGAAGAGAGCGCCGACCGCGGAGGCCUCAGACAGGAGGUGGAGGAAGAGAUGGGGCCGGCGAACGUGAGUGGGUCCCGAGGAAGAUCAUUACCGUUAUCCCCGGUAAGGAUCAAAAGGGCGAUUGCUUGGCAACCGUUACCCGCCUCGAGACGGCCCGGAAGUCAUUAUCAAGUGCGGGGUACUCGGAGGCGCUUUUGGCGGGACCGCAAGAGCGAUUCUUGCACCGAGGGAAGGUCGACAAUAGCAAAGGGUGCAGCCACAACCCAUGCCGGGCUGACAUGCAGGAUCUAUCACGUAGAUCCUGUAAGCGCGCAAGAACCGCCUUACCAUGAUAGACGGCAUGAAGGCGGUGCGCAUUAG